GCGGGGAGGGAGUGCAUCCACGAGCAGAGGGAAGAUAGGAGGGCUGGGCUCUGCCUCAAUCUGCUCGAUCCGAUCAGUGCUGCAGUGAGCGUUUUAUAGCAGGGGACUGCUGGAGCACCUGAGAAGAUCUGCAUGACUAUUGCCAAGAUGUCAUGGCAGCCUCAAUACCGAAGCUCAAAGUACCGUCAUGUCUUUGGUAAGCCUGUAAACAAAGAGAGCUGCUAUGACUGCGUGCCUAUCACAAGAAGUGUUCACGACAACCAUUUCUGCGCGGUAAACCCAGUCUUCAUUGCGGUAGUGACAGAAUGUGCCGGUGGUGGAGCCUUUCUUGUUAUACCCUUACAGCAGUCAGGAAAACUUGAUCCUCAUCACCCAAAGGUUUGUGGUCACAGAGGAAAUGUACUCGACAUCAAGUGGAAUCCCUUUAAUGACUAUGUAAUAGCUUCCUGUUCAGAGGAUGCAUCGGUGAAGAUUUGGGACAUCCCAAAGCCAUGUCUUAGUAAAAACCUAACAGUCUCCCGGAAGGAGCUACUGGGUCACACCAGAAGAGUCGGGCUUAUCGAAUGGCACCCAACAGCUAGUAAUAUUCUUUUCAGCACGGGCUAUGACUACAAGAUAAUGAUAUGGAAUCUUGACAAUGAGGAUGCCAUCAUACAUAACCCAGUGAAGACCAUUGAUUGUCAUAAAGAUGUCAUCCUGUCCAUGUCAUUUAACACAGAUGGAAGUCUUCUCGCCACGUCUUGCAAAGACAGAAAAAUUAGGAUAAUUGACCCUCGUCAAGGACUUCUUGUACAGGAGUCCAAUUCCAAGUCCCACAAAGUCAGCAAAGUUUUGUUUCUGGGAACUAUGAAAAGGCUGCUAUCCACGGGGACAUCCAGAUGGAAUAAUAGACAGAUAGCCCUCUGGGAUCAAGAUAAUCUCUCUGUGCCUUUACAUCAAGAGGAUUUGGAUGGAUCCUCAGGUCUGCUCUUCCCAUUUUUUGACACUGACACAAAUAUGCUGUACGUGGUAGGAAAGGGAGACGGUAAUAUUCGAUAUUAUGAAAUCAGCACUCAGAAGCCUUAUUUGCACUACUUAAAUGAAUACCGAUCCUAUCUGCCUCAAAAAGGAAUUGGUGUUAUGCCAAAGAGGGGCGUUGAUGUAUCGUCCUGUGAAGUCUUUAGAUUCUACAAGCUAGUAACAAUUAAAGGCCUGAUCGAGCCUGUUUCUAUGAUUGUACCUAGACGGUCAGAAUCAUACCAGGAUGACAUUUACCCAAUGACAGCUGGAACCCAGCCAUCUCUCACUGCACAUGAAUGGCUGAAUGGAAUUAAUAGAGGUCCUGUGUUGAUAUCUUUAAGGCCAGGGUCAAAAUUCACUACUUCCCAAGUGGAAAAAACUAAAGAACCACCAACAAUGCCUGCUAAAGAGUCAAAAAAAGAAGAAAAAAAUCUCGGAAAGGCAGUGGUGGAGAUUGAAUACAAAACAGAGAUCUUUAGGGAAGAUCAGGGAAGAAAAAGAGCAACAGGAAGAGUCCAAGAAACCAUAAAUUCGAUAUCCAACGGCUUUGACUGUCCACCACCCAAGACCGAAAACGAGUUGUUGCAGACGUUCUACAAGCAGCAGGAAGAAAUCCGUAAAUUGCGUGAGCUACUGAGCCAAAGAGAUGUCCAGAUCCGACAACUUGAAUUGGAAAUCAAAAAUGCACGCAACAGUGCAGCCACUUAUUGACUAUACUGAACCUACGGCCACCAGAAUGUAACACGCUAACUAAAAGCCUCCAGAGAAUGUCUAUUAUGUCUAUUUUAUUUUUAUGUAAAGGAAGAAAGAAGAAAAAAAAAAGAAUAUACAGAAAUGUAGCAAGGCUACAUGGUGCACAUGCUAUUUAUCAUCUUUUAUUAUCUGUAUUUUUAACUUAAUUUUUUAAUUGUAAUUGUGGCUUGUUAACCCUUGGGGGAUCUAACUUUAAAAUGACGGAUGUACAAAUAAAAUAUCACUUGCCUUAAGUGAGCCAAAAUCGUUCUAAGCAGUUGUAAUCUGGAGUGGGCUUCUCACAUAUGAGGAGCCGGAGCUAGCGAAGGUUAUAAGAGGAGCCAGAGCUAGCGAGGGUUUUUCUAUACAGAUACAACCUACAAAACACUGGCUGUGCAGCAAAACGGGUGUUUAAAAUACUUCUGUAUGAAA
Messenger RNA from Spea bombifrons (plains spadefoot toad), 2163 nucleotides. It is a transcript of the gene CORO2A, whose product is annotated as coronin 2A. Gene Ontology annotation, biological process: actin filament organization. The transcript is spliced from 12 exons. The record is from RefSeq and is a predicted model, not a curated record. Gene Ontology annotation, molecular function: actin filament binding. NCBI's taxonomy places the organism in Eukaryota, Metazoa, Chordata, Amphibia, Anura, Pelobatidae. Bases 133 to 1710 code for a protein of 525 amino acids.